Molecule: messenger RNA, 3675 nt
Organism: Dujonia railenensis
Lineage: Eukaryota; Fungi; Ascomycota; Pichiomycetes; Serinales; Debaryomycetaceae
Source: the annotation of a GenBank genome assembly
AUGAUUCAUUUGAACGUACUAUUAUUAUUUCUAAUAUCAUAUUUACCUCUCGUUACUGCCAAGGAUGGCUACUGUGCAAUGUAUGAUACUUGCGGGAAGAAGUCGGUGUUCGGAGCUUCAUUACCAUGUGAUACCUUCACACCUGCCACCGUUCCAAGUGACUCCUCCGCUGCUUUGUUAAAGCAGAUCUGUGGGGCAGAUUUCCCAAUUGACAGAGUUUGCUGCUCUCCGGCGCAGAUCUCUGCACUCCAGUCUAACUUGAAGAAGGUGGAUCCCCUUAUCAGCUCUUGCCCAGCAUGCAAGAAGAAUUUCUAUGACUUUUUCUGCCAAUUUACAUGUUCUUCAAACCAGUCGAAUUUCGUUAACAUUACCAAGACUGGAAUUGCUAGUGAUACAAAGAAAACAAUUGUCACUGAACUUACUCAAUUUGUGGAUCCUGACUAUGCCAGUGAUUUCUUCCAGUCAUGUAAGAACUUAAAGUUCUCAGCAACUAAUGGUUACGCUAUGGACUUGAUUGGUGGUGGAGCAAAAAACUAUCUGAUGUUUUUGAAGUUUCUUGGAGAUGAAAAGCCACUAUUGGGAGGAAGUCCAUUCCAAAUAAAUUUUCAGUACGAUAUUGAUGAAGCUAGUAAUGACAAGAAUUUUACAUUAAGAUCGGGUCAUGCCAGAAGCUGUGACGAUCCAGAGUAUAAAUGUGCCUGUUCGGAUUGUUUAGAGUCCUGCCCAAAGCUUCCACAUUUCAGAAACUUUGCUAAGACUUGUACAGUUGGGCCCUUUCCUUGCUUUUCUUUCCUUGUCUUGCUAAUUUUAUCCAUAUUGGUAAUUGUUGGUGCUGGUUAUCACAUUUACCUUCGCAAAAUGAAAGCACAGAAACCAAUCUAUGACCCUCCAACUAGUAUGAUUUACCCUAGGAGACAAAGUGAAAGCCUGGUUGAUUUAUCUAAAAUGAAUACUUACUUAAUCGAGUUACUGGAAGAAUUAAUACUGCGUAUCGAAUCCUUUUUUGAACAAUUAGGCUUAUUCUGUCUGUCAAAACCCGGUACCACUAUUGGAAUCACACUUUUCCUUGCUUUACUCGCUACAUAUGGCUUAAAAUACCUCACUUUUGAAACUGAUCCAGUAAAUUUAUGGGUUAGUCCUACAGAACCAGCAUUACUAGAGAAACAAUACUUUGAAGAAAAAUUCGGCAAAUUCUACAGAGUGGAGCAGUUAAUUAUUCAUUCUACAAACGAUAGCGAGCCAGUACUCAACUGGAAUUCUAUAGAAUGGUGGUUUGCAAAGGAAAAAGAAUUGCAAUCGUUAAACCUGGACUCUCUUCAAUCUAUAUGUUUUAAACCACUUGGUGAAACUUGUGCAAUUGAAUCGUUUACACAAUAUUUUCAAGGAGACAUAAAUUAUAUAUCACCAGCUACUUGGAAGCAAAAAUUGAAGAGUUGUACCGACUCACCGGUAAAUUGCUUGCCAACGUUUCAACAGCCAUUGAAGCGUGAGCUCCUUUUCAGUCAAGAACCUGAUGUACUCCAGUCCAGUGCAUUCAUCGUAACUAUUUUGAUUGACAACACUGUUGACAACGAGGCCGCAGCAAUUGAAUAUGAGACUUCCUUGAUCCAAUGGAUCAACUCCAUUCAACCUUCUGCCUCAAAAUUAGGAUUGAAGAUAGACUACCUGACAGAAAUCUCUUUAACCGAAGAACUCAACAAAUCUACGAAUAUGGACGUUAGUAUCAUCUUAAUUUCGUAUCUUAUUAUGUUCCUAUAUGCAUCAAUUGCUUUAGGAGGUGGUAUUAAAGCCUCUGAAUUAUUCAAAGUGAGAUCUUACAUUAAAACAAGAUUCCAAUUAGGACUUUGCGGAAUAUUGAUUAUUUUGCUCUCAGUGUUUUCUUCGGCCGGGCUAUUUUCGUACUUCCAAAUAAAAUCGACUUUAAUUAUUGCAGAGGUUAUUCCCUUUUUAGUGUUGGCAGUUGGAAUUGAUAACAUUUUCUUAAUCGUUCAUGAGUUGCAGGCGGUCAGCUUGGAAGACAAAUCCUUAAAAUUGGAAGAGAGGGUUGCCAAAUCAUUAAAAAAUGUUGGUCCAUCUUGUCUUCUUUCUGCAUUUUUACAAUUUUCAAUGUUCUUGAUUGCAACUAAUGUUGACAUGCCAGCAGUUAAAAAUUUUGCAUACUAUUCGGCGGGAGCAAUAUUCUUAAAUUUUAUAUUACAAAUGACAGUUUUCAUUUCAUUUUUGACAAUUGACCAAAGGAGAAUGGAAGAUGGCAGAUUAGAUUUGAUUUGGGUCAAGAUUGGUGGCAAUAUAGAACUAGCAGAAAAUGCAGAAGAAUCGUUCAUUGAUGAUGACGAGUCGAGUGUGUUGACAAAGUUUAUCACUACAAAAUAUGCCCCGUUCAUACUUGAUCCUCCAAACAAAAGGAAAAUCCUCACAUUUUUUAUACUUUUAUGCGGUGCUUCGCUUAGUUUGAUUCCAACUAUUUCUUACGGAUUAGACCAGAGGAUUGCUCUUCCUAGAGAAUCAUAUCUUAUCGAUUAUUUCAAUUCCGUGUAUUCCUAUUUGAAUGUGGGACCUCCAAUUUUCUUUGUUUCCAAGGAAUUGAAUGUUACUGAAAGGUAUAAUCAACAACAGAUUUGUGGGAAAUUUUCAACUUGCGAUGAAUUUUCGAUUUCAAAUAUCUUACAACAGGAAUAUAAAAGAGGUAAAAAGUCAACAAUUUCAGAACCUCCUUCAAUUUGGUUAGAUGAUUUUUUAACAUGGUUGAACCCUGACUUAGAUCAAUGUUGUAGGUUGAAAAAGACAACCUUGGAUUUUGAUAAACCAGAAUUCUGUUCAGUUUUUGCUCCUGAAAGGCAAUGUGAAGCUUGUUUUGAAAACCACUCACCCCCAUAUUCCAUAGAUAUGAAAGGAUUCCCCGAGGGAGAUCAGUUUAUGUACUAUUUCAACGAAUGGAUUGAGCAGCCGAGCGAUAACUGUCCUUUGGGAGGAAAGGCACCAUACUCAGGUAGUAUAUCAGUGAACAAGACCACUGGAUCAAUUGACGCGAGCUAUUUCAGAACCAGUCACAGACCUUUAAGAUCACAGGAUGAUUUUAUUGUCGCUUACAAAAACUCUCUUCGUAUUGUACAGGAAAUUAAGGACUACAGCACAGGAGAUUUGGAAGUAUUUGCUUACUCUCCAUUUUAUGUAUUUUUUGUUCAAUAUGAAACCAUAUUAGAAUUAACGCUUUUGUUGCUUACAUCUGCAGGAGCAGUUAUAUUCUUGAUAUCUACUGUGGUUAUAGGGUCUCACAAAGUGGGAUUGGUCGUAGUUGGAUGUAUAUCUAUGAUCAUUAUCAAUAUUCUUGGGGUAAUGUCGUUGUGGUCAAUAUCGUUGAAUGCGGUUUCGUUGGUUAAUUUGGUGAUUUGUGUCGGGUUGGCAGUUGAAUUCACUAUCCACAUCGCAAGAGCAUUUACCAGAGCAGCAAGCUCCUUAACAUCUGGAACAGAAAGAUCAAGCUAUGCAUUGAAGACUGCUGGUGGAUCAGUAUUUACUGGGAUCACCAUGACGAAAAUCAUCGGUGUGAGUAUCCUUGCAUUUACGAAAUCCAAGAUAUUUGAGGUUUAUUACUUCAGAAUGUGGUUUUCUUUGGUGGUAAUAGCAGCAGUGCAUGGUUUAUGUUUGUUACCUAUCAUGCUUAGUUACCUAUAG